UCCAUUCCGUCCUCUUUCUCUCAACUCUCAAAGGCGAAAAUGCUGGAGCUGAGACUUGUCCAAGGUGGUCUUCUGAAGAAGGUUUUGGAAUCGCUUAAAGACCUUAUCAACGAUGCCAACUUCGACUGCUCCGCCUCCGGCUUCUCCCUCCAAGCCAUGGACUCCAGCCAUGUGGCUCUCGUCGCCCUUCUCCGAUCCGAGGGGUUCGAGCACUAUCGCUGUGACCGGAACCUCUCCAUGGGCAUGAACCUCAAUAACAUGGCCAAGAUGCUCAAAUGCGCUGGUAACGACGACAUUGUAACUAUCAAGGCUGAUGAUGCCUCCGACUCCGUUACCUUCAUGUUCGAAAGCCCCAAUCAAGAUAAGAUUGCUGAUUUUGAGAUGAAGUUAAUGGACAUCGACAGCGAGCAUCUUGGAAUUCCAGAGGCAGAAUUCCAGGCCAUUGUUCGGAUGCCAUCAGCUGAGUUUGCUAGGAUUUGCAAGGAUCUUAGCACAAUUGGUGAUACUGUUGUGAUAUCUGUGACCAAAGGUGUAAAGUUCUCUACUAGAGGUGAUAUUGGCACUGCUAAUAUUGUUUGCAGGCAGAAUGCUUCCAUUGACAAGCCUGAAGAAGCAACCAUCAUAGAAAUGGAGGAGCCUGUUAGUUUGACCUUUGCCCUGAGGUAUAUGAAUUCAUUCACUAAGGCAACCCCAUUGGCGAACCAAGUGACGAUAAGCUUGUCGUCCGAACUAUACCAGUUGCAGUUGAGUACAAAGUUGCAGAGAUGGGUUAUGUUAGGUUCUACUUGGCUCCCAAGAUAGAAGAAGAAGAGGAUAUUGAAGCUCAAACGGAGUCCAGGCCUCAAGUGGAAAUCAAGCCAAAAUCCAAGCUGAAAAAAGAGACUGAGUCUAUAGAAGUAGAAGAUAUCACGCCUAAGGUUGAGCUUAACGGGGAUACCAAGCCAAAAU
Molecule: messenger RNA, 948 nt
Organism: Humulus lupulus (European hop)
Lineage: Eukaryota; Viridiplantae; Streptophyta; Magnoliopsida; Rosales; Cannabaceae
Product: proliferating cell nuclear antigen-like
Exons: 4
Coding region: 40-801 (253 amino acids)
Biological process (GO): regulation of DNA replication; translesion synthesis; mismatch repair
Cellular component (GO): PCNA complex
Molecular function (GO): DNA polymerase processivity factor activity; DNA binding
Source: RefSeq, a predicted model, not a curated record